UUGUGUUGCUGUACAGUGUCUGGUAGUCUAGUAGCAACCCUGUCUUGAGUUUAUUCAGUUAUUUAUUUUUUCUUUAAAAAAAAGAAGAAAUUUACAAAGGCAUUAAUUGCAAGUAGUAAUGGGAAACUAUUAUGGAAAAAGUUUCGAAGAAAGUGCUGUCGAAAUGUGUAAGUCAGGAACUGGACAAUAUUGGCUUCGAUCGGAAAAGAAUCCGAGAAAGGAUCCAUGCAAACAGCAGAAGUUCCAAGGCAAAAGACAUUUCAACUAAAAGAAUUCUUAAAACUGAUGAAAUUGAAAAAAUAUUUGUUGGAAGUCGGCGUGAAGGGAUUGGAUUACCUUACUUCAAUGACCUUGACAUCUUGCAGAUAAAUCAUGGAAUCACCUGCAUUAAAGACAGACGAAAUAUCCAAUCGGACGACAAACUGGUGUUUCAAAUGAUACAGAAAAAAGCCCCAGCAGGGUACACUUUUCUUAAGCUACUGAACAAAGAAACUAAUGACUGCACCAAGUUAGAGAAAAUCAAAUAUGCUUUGGUAAAGAGAAAACAAGGGAAAUUCCUUUCAAGUAAAAUCUUUAUGACGAAAAAUGAUGACGUUUUCAAAACAGGCGAAGGAUUAAUCAGUCAAAACACAUUUUACAAAUCUCCUAGAGGACCAUCAAUUCCAAAAUACGUAAAAAAUGAUCUCAUUAAAGAGUAUCUUUCCCAAAUGAAUUUAAAAGAAGAAGAAAUGGACUUUGUACGUGCCUUCCCAUGCCAAGCAGAAUGGAUUCUUAGGGCAUGGAAUGAAAGAAAUAGAAAGCAUGGUUGGCCUAGUAGAAAAACGAUCGCCCAUGUCAUGACACUGCCUACAUACGUUGUACCCGUUGGCCAGAAACACAGUGUCAAUGCCGAUCUACAAUGGAUAAUCAGCUUUACAGUACCAGAAACAUACUUAAUUCAGACCUUCAACAAUAUUCAAACAAAGGUGCUGACCUUAAUGAAACUGAUCGCAAAAUAUAUUCUACAACCAGUAUGCAAAGACCUAACUUCCUAUGUUGUCAAGACGGUUAUGCUCUGGAUGGCUGAGAAUAUUCCACAGAAAAAGUUCCGACAAAAACAUCUGAUCGCCAGGCUGAAAGACGCUCUGGAAUACCUUGAAACCUCUGUGGAAAGAAAAUAUCUACCAAGCUACAUGAUCCCUAAGAGAAACCUUUUCACAAAUAAACUGCAAAAGCACCAGCAGAAGUUAGUACUGCUUAAAUUGAAGUUCCUAAUUAAAAACGGAUUGAAAAUGGUCCGUGACUUACUUUACAAUUCAGAUACUCAUAAUGCAGAAGUCUCUUCAGUAAGGAAUAAAAUCUAUGCAGCAAAUGUCCUAGACAAAUAUGAAACAUGUAAAAUGGCCUUGUUUACAACAAAGCAACUUGCGGAUUACUGCUACACCAUGUUCUUCUUUUCUGCAAGAUGGCAAAUGGCAGUAUAUACUGGACUGUUUCAUGUAGCACCAUUUGUCUACAAAUAUGGCAGGCUUGGCUAUUCAGACCCGCUAAGCUUCGACCUUUCAGACGUCUUCGCUAAACAGGAGAAAGAAGAACAGGCUGUACUUAAAUGUAACACUGAAAAUCAGCUUUAUAGCUCACAGCAUGAGUGGAAGUUCUCUAAUUGUGAUUUGCUCAUGUUGAUGAACACAAAUAUUCCAAGUCUGAUGCUCUCUUUAGCUUUCGUUUUACCACUUGAUGUGUUUUUCACAAUAUUCUGCAUUGCAAUUCUUUUACCAUAUAUCUUUAAAGAACGUGGCAGGAUUUUCCUGAUGUAAUUUAACUGGCUAUUAUAAGCCUCGGACAGAAUCAAACAUUAACAAACAAUUUUUCGAAACAAGUAUCAGAUCUGGUGUUGAUCAUGAAUCAGUACCAUACUUAAUUCAAUUUUUUUUUACUUUAAUUCUUUAUGGAACUUUUAUUGCCUAGAAAUGUUAAUAGUACCUUAUUUGCAACAAAUAGUAAAGAGUAAAGGUUAAACGGCAAAAACGACAUUUCCACAUAUAACUAAUGCUAAGGGCAGCAUUAGUUUACCAAUUGCUCAAUCUCGAGUAUUUUCAAUACAAUACCAUCUGAAUUAGUAGCUUAUUACUCUGCAGAUCAUGAAAGCAAACAUAUCAACAUACAACGUAUAUUACAUAGAUAAUGCUUUUUGUCUUUUAACAUUUUGCUUCUAUUUUCUUUAAUAUUUUCAAAGUUAGUAAAUAAAGUGUACGCUUUAUUUGU
Messenger RNA from Ruditapes philippinarum (Manila clam), 2244 nucleotides. RefSeq lists its product as uncharacterized. Bases 132 to 1796 code for a protein of 554 amino acids. The transcript has 2 exons. The record is from RefSeq and is a predicted model, not a curated record. Lineage: Eukaryota; Metazoa; Mollusca; Bivalvia; Venerida; Veneridae.